Molecule: messenger RNA, 285 nt
Organism: Aspergillus melleus
Lineage: Eukaryota; Fungi; Ascomycota; Eurotiomycetes; Eurotiales; Aspergillaceae
Exons: 1
Coding region: 1-285 (94 amino acids)
Biological process (GO): carbohydrate transport; transmembrane transport
Cellular component (GO): membrane
Molecular function (GO): carbohydrate:proton symporter activity
Source: RefSeq, a predicted model, not a curated record
AUGGAUCGAUUCGGGCGGAAAUUCACCAUCCAAAUGGGAGCGGCCAUCUGUCUUGUUGGUGCCAUUCUUCAAGCCGCUGCCAAAAACCUUUCCAUGAUUCUUGUCGGUCGUAUUCUCGCCGGAUGGGCGGUCGGUCUCAUGUCCAUGUCCGUGCCGGUAUACCAAGCAGAAUGCGCGCAUCCUCGCUCCCGUGGAUUCAUCAUUGGUCUCGCACAGCAGAUGAUUGGUAUCGGGUUCAUUGUUAGCACGUACGUUUCCUGUUAUCUUAAUGACCUGCACGCUUGA